AUGGAGAAGAAGGAGGAGGUGAAGUUUGGAGGAGCGGCCACGUCUCUGCCGGCGGACCUGAGUUGCCUGCGGGGCGGGGGGGGAGCGGAGGGUGAGGCGUCGCUGGCGUCGCUAGAGAAACAGCUGAUCUGUCCCAUCUGCCUGGAGCUCUUCAACAAGCCUGUGGUCAUCCUGCCCUGCCAGCACAACCUCUGCAGGAAGUGUGCCAACGAGCUCUAUCAGCCCUCCCUGUUCCAGGCUCGGACCACCAUGCUGGUGAACAGCGGCCGUUUCCGCUGUCCGUCCUGCAGACACGAAGUGGUGCUGGAUCGCCACGGGGUCUACGGCCUGCAGCGAAACCUGCUGGUGGAGAACAUCAUCGACGUCUACAAACAGGAAGUCAGCAACAGCAACAACGCCACGAGCCCCCUCCCUCCCCCUCCACCUCCCACUCAGGUAACUUGUUCAGACCAUGAGGGUGAGAAGGUGAACAUCUACUGUCUCACCUGUCAGGUUCCCACCUGUUCGCUCUGUAAAGUGUUCGGGGCUCAUCGGUCCUGUCAGGUGGCUCCUCUGGCAGACGUCUAUCAGCAGCAGAAGGACGAGCUGAGUGAAGACGUCAGCUCUCUGCUGGCAGCCAACAAUGAAGUCCAGGCUUUCAUCGAUGAGCUGGAGGAGACCUGCAGAAACAUCGAGGAGAACUGUAAGACUCAGAAACAGAGUGUGUGUGAGACGUUCGCUCGAGUGGUUUCCAUCCUGGACGACAGACGAAAGGCAAUGACACAACGAAUCAGCUCCGAGCAGGAAGAGAAGACAGGCCGCGCCCAGGCGCUGGUGCGUUGCUAUGGAGACAGCGUGGAGGCCAACAACAAACUGGUGGAGCGGGCGGUGAGCAGCAUGGAGGAGCUGGACAUGGCUGCUUUUAUCCAGAAUUCAGGAGAGCUGAUCACAAAAGUGAUUGCAGCGAGCGGCUCCUGUCCGGCAGAGACACUGACACCAGGUUAUGAGAACAUGAGCCACUUCAGCUUUAACUUCAGCAGGCAGGAGGGCGCUCUGAGGAGCAUAGACUUCCUCCGAGUUGUGGAAGAUGUUCCUGAAGAACCAGAUGUGGAACAAGAAGAACCUAAAGAACCCUCAGUCCAGAACAUGGAGCCAAAACCCCAACCAGAAACCCCAGCCCACAACCUGGAACCUGUUCUGGAACCAGUUAAAGAGCCAAUCCCAGCACUGGUAUCCCCUCCAGUGGAACCAGUACAGACAGCUGCACCAGCACCAGUUCCUCCAGCUCCAGGUCUGCAGAGGGUCUCUGUGGAGUCUGCGGGGGCGGUUUUAGAGCCAGACUUACCUGACGGAGGAUCGGGUCAGAUGAAGAACAAGCAGGAGGAGGAGAGGGAGGAGGCGGAGGGAUGUGCAGCUCCUGUUAAAGAAGGAAACAUCUGCGAACAUCAGGAGGGAAUGAGCACACAACAGGCUGUCACUCUGCUCUUCUACCUGCUGGCCAUCCUGGUCAUCCUGCAGAGGGUGUGGGCUUACAUCGGCUGCUUCAUCUGCACAUAACGCCAGCCGGAGACACACCCACCUUCAC
This is a messenger RNA of Chelmon rostratus (copperband butterflyfish), 1564 nucleotides long. It is a transcript of the gene trim101, whose product is annotated as tripartite motif containing 101. The record is from RefSeq and is a predicted model, not a curated record. NCBI's taxonomy places the organism in Eukaryota, Metazoa, Chordata, Actinopteri, Chaetodontiformes, Chaetodontidae. The transcript is spliced from 11 exons. Gene Ontology annotation, molecular function: zinc ion binding. The coding region runs from base 1 to 1536 and encodes 511 amino acids.